Osmia lignaria (orchard mason bee) is the source of this 3902-nucleotide messenger RNA. RefSeq names its product beta-1,4-N-acetylgalactosaminyltransferase bre-4. Gene Ontology annotation, molecular function: N-acetyl-beta-glucosaminyl-derivative 4-beta-N-acetylgalactosaminyltransferase activity; galactosyltransferase activity. NCBI's taxonomy places the organism in Eukaryota, Metazoa, Arthropoda, Insecta, Hymenoptera, Megachilidae. Gene Ontology annotation, biological process: carbohydrate metabolic process; glycosphingolipid biosynthetic process. The record is from RefSeq and is a predicted model, not a curated record. Gene Ontology annotation, cellular component: Golgi apparatus.
GUUCUUCUCGUCGACGACGACGAUGACGACGACAACACGUCGACGUUGGCGUCGACUCGCGGCCGGUCACCUCUCUUCGCCAGUCUACGCCGAGACGUCGGCUGCUUCGACUCGACUCCGCUUCGCGUUCCGCUCCAUUCCUACCUCUUUAUCGUUCUAUUCUAUCAUUCCGUGCCGUUCGAAAACAUUAGUCGUCGUUGUCGUCCAGUUGUAGCAAGCAAGUAAGGUGUGCGCGAGGUGAACGGCGAACGGCGAACGAAAAGAAAAGAAAAGAAAAGAAAAGAAAAGAAGAAAAAGAGACGCGCUGGAGAACCGGUUGCGUUGAGAAGGUCAGUUACUGGAUCGGUGUCACCUGGACCGUUCCCUCUCCAUCGUGUUACGCUAAUGGCUUCGAAAGAAGCCCACGAAGGAUAAACUUUACGCUAGAGACUGGCCAGCUGGAUGAAUCUGGCGUUGGAAAGGCCAAGGUUGCAAGCCUCGCGUGGUCUUUGUUUUACGGAGCAAAGAGGAAACGGAGUGUAUCUGGCACGUGGGUGAGCACGGAACAGUUCUUGUGCUUGGUUCACCGAAAGAUCGAAGGGAAAGUGAGAAAGGGUUGGAAAGGUGAGUGCAACGCUGCCAGCAGAAGGUAAUGCGCCUGAUGACCGGAAGUGAGAAGCCUCCGGCGGUGUUUUCUUUGUUCGUUGGUUGUCGGUGUUGCCGAUCGACCGGUUGGAGGCACGUAACUCUCAGGGUCCCGGAAGAACAGAAGCGACAAGGGUAGAGGCGGAAAAGGGAAACGGGACCGGGACCGGGAUCGGCAACGGCCUGCAGGGAGCGCCUCGUGCAGCACGGCGCUCUUCUAACGGCGAUAGGAAGGAGUUAUGGUGUCUCGCAAAUGCGAUGACUGCGGCCGCAGCCGUGGCACUGUGGCAUCGUGCCCACUUUUACAAGGCGAUCGUCUGCGUCGUCCUCGCCCUGAUUGCCAUUCAGUAUUUACUUAGCGGCGUGAUCGAUCGCCGAUCAAUCGAAACCAUUUUCACCAUUAACGCUUCCAGAUACGCGGAUCGUACGUACAGGCAUCAUCCCCGAGGGCUGAUCAUUUACGGUCCCGUCACGGUCUCGAGCAUACUCGGUCCAAGCAAUGACACCGCCGCCACUCUUCUAUGGGCUGGCAAGGCUAAUUCCAAUAACGUCUCAAAAUUGGAAAGCAGUGUUUCCACUCGAAACGCGUAUAAUAUCGUUGGAAACUUGCUGGAAUCCUCGACCGCGAAUGCGAAUUCAACGAACGGCACCGCGGUACCACGAUGCCCGCUUAUUCCUCCAAAUCUGGUUGGACCACUGGCGGUUAGUAAGUCGCCACCAGAAAUGUCGGUGAUGGAAAAAACGUUGACCGACGUGAAACCAGGCGGCAGAGGUUACCCAACCGAUUGUCUCGCAAGAUAUCGCGUUGCUAUUAUCAUUCCGUUUAGAGAUCGACCGCAACAUCUUCAGACGUUGCUUUACAACCUCCACCCGAUGUUGCUACGUCAACAGAUCGACUACCAAAUAUUUAUAGUCGAACAAAAAGGCAGCGAACCCUUUAAUCGCGCGAUGUUGAUGAAUGUAGGAUACGUGGAAGCCUUGAAGGAACGGCCUUUCGACUGCUUCAUUUUUCACGAUGUUGACCUACUUCCGGAAGACGAUAGAAAUCUGUACACGUGUCCCGAGCAACCGAGACACAUGUCGGUUGCAGUGGACAAGUUCAAAUACAGGUUACCGUACGCCGAUUUGUUCGGUGGCGUGUCAGCGAUGUCACGCGAACACUUUCGUCUAGUGAACGGAUUCAGCAACGUGUUCUGGGGUUGGGGUGGCGAGGACGACGACAUGGCGAACCGUAUCAAAGCGCACGGACUUCAUAUAUCUCGGUAUCCUGCUAACGUGGCGCGUUACAAGAUGCUUACGCACAAGAAGGAAAAGGCUAAUCCAAAGAGGUACGAGUACCUAAAGACAGGAAAGAAGAGAUUCACCACGGAUGGAUUGAGCAAUCUGCAAUACGAAUUGGUAGACAAGCAAAAGCCAAAAUUGUACACCUGGUUGCUGGUGAAGCUAACGCCUCCUCAGCCCAGCUGAUGGCUAUCCUGGAUCGGAUAACGACACGGAGAAGUCGAUCAUCCGAUCGACACAGUUUCCGCUCCAAAAACCGAACGGUGGAUCGAUUCGUUUGCACGAACUACCAUCAUAGCGUAGCGAUGCAAUUAAUUACGUUCCACCGACGCCCUUUCAAAACUAUAACUUACACCUUUCCAUCUAGGUUCUCGAACAAACGCGUAGAACGUCGGAAAAAAAUGAAGAAAGCGUCGACGUUUUGAAAAUAUCGACGAAUUGUUUCUCUGAAGAUGAUCGCGGACGGUAGCGAUCGAGAGAAACGUUGUUACGUGAUAUAUUUUUAUUCCUUGUAUUUUUUUAUCGCAAUGAUAGGCUAGAGAGAGCAGAUAGAACGUAGCGUACGAGCUGACGUGCCAAAGGUGAAUGCGUGUGCGUGUACAGGCGCGUGAAAAAUAAACGGAGCGGAGAAAAGGGGACCCUUUUCCUCUGUCCAUCCACCGCGAUACGUGCACGUAGACGCGCGUACACGUACGUAAGUAUGUAUAUAUAAUUGAUAAAAAGUUGGAGGUUUCCUCUCCAUCGCGAAUCUCCGCUUCAAACGUGUCCGAAUCGGACAGGGAUAUCCUUUCGGUUUGUGGUUAUUUCGUCGUGAUAGAAUCGAAUCGAACUCGCAAAUCAUACUCGACGAGAUAAAGCUUAUUUUUGUAAGGCGUCUGUCUGGUUAAUUGUGCGGUAAAAAGGUUUAUUUCUGUAGCGAAGGGUUGCGCAAUUGUUGUAGACGGUCGUGUAUAUACAUAUGUAUGUACAACGGAAACGGUACUUAAGCGUGUAACGUGAACACUAAUGUCGGAAGCCUGGGUAUUCGAGAACACUUGUUGUUAGCAUUUUAUACGCAUUUCCUUGAAACGUGACACAUACGUGCACACACAGUUUGUACAACUGGCCAAAGGUAUUCGCGCGAGCUCGCAAGUCGGUUCAACGCCUGACCCCCUCUCGCUUGUUAACGUUUCGCUAGUCCGUAGCGUCGAGGGGAUCUAUCCAGCUUUGAAAGUUACAAGACUGCAUCUUCCAGCUCGAGCGCACCAGAAUAAUUUCCAAGCAUCAAACGAACGAAAAGAAAAGAUCUUCGAUCGAGUCGAGACACGCAAACAUAUCAUGACGUGGUCGCGUCGCGCCGCACCGCCUUCGAUCGUUCGGAAUCGAUACUUAAAUCGUUAAGGGUGAGAGAGUACGGGCUGUGAAUAAAUACAGAUAGAAGCGUUCCUACCGAUCAGAAUUCUACGCACCGUCACUCCAUAAAAGAAUUCGCGACGAUAGCGAUACGCGAAGAGAAAAAGAAAUCUAUCGAGGCGGCGAAAUCUAUCACGCAAACGCAGCAAUUUCGUUUACUCUAAGAAUACACACACACACACUCUGUACCAUAUACUACGAAUAUCGAAUAAUCGAUAAUAUCUUAGGCCAUUAAUGUAACGUAAGCGCGAGCGAGAAGUCUGGAGUAAAGUUGGAUCUGUGACUGUGACUGUGACUGUUCCUCGGUAUAGCCUUUAAGUUUAAUUCGAAUCUCGAGACGCGUCGUAAACACGUUUGCUUUGGGUAGAUUCUAUCGAUUCUAUCUUGAUUAGUUAUUUUCUUGAUGCAACGAAGAAGCAAAAUGGGGCGUAUAGCAGUCGUAAACGUUCCAUGGAAAAGAAAGUAAAACGCGUAGCGUGUUUCGUUCGAUAUCGAACGAAAAGUAUGCGAUAAAAGACAUCUUCGCGAUUUACCCAGAACGUUAGAAUUUUUUCACAAGUUACACUGGUGAUGUAUCGAAACAAUAAACUCUGUUAAAACUCGUA